AUGGCAUCUUUAGAUGCCCUCGGGCCCACUGAGUCGCACUCCGGUCGGGAGCGGCUGACGCCUCAAGCCCAGGCCCAUCGUCGACGGAUCAACGACCGGGCUGUGAUCGAAAACCCACUUGCGUACUAUACGGACGAACAAUUAGAAGCAGACGUGAGGUCGUUCGCCGAGUGCCUGACCGUCGACACCACCGCUGUGCUCCGAGCUGCUCGCGUGGCCAAAGACAUCAAACUGUAUGAUGAGGUUGCACGCAACCCAGAUCCUGGCGCAGGGAAAGAGUUGCCGGUGCAGUUGACAGCGGUGGAGAAGCGGGCGCUUCGUCGUGAGCGUGAUGUUCCGUUCAGCGAAAGGGGAAUGUGGACCAUCAUCAUCACUGUGUCUCUUGCGGCUUUCCUUCAAGGCCAUGUCCAAGCCUCCUUCAACGGCUCGUCCAUAUAUGCUAAUCAAUUCGGUCUCGAGAUGCCAAAUCCAUCCGACGAGACGAAUAAGGGAUUGACCGGAACGGAUGCAGACAUCAGCAGCAAUGACUGGAAACUCGGAGCUGCGAAUGCUUCACCAUUCUUAUUCGCCGCGAUACUAGGCUGCCCUUUGGCACUGCCGGUCAACCAUUACCUCGGACGAAAGGGUGGAAUGGUAGUCGCCGCCAUUUUGAUCUUUGCCAGUUCUUUGGGGUCGGCUUUUGCGCAUACCUGGCAGGAGUUGUUCGCGAUUCGUCUUAUCAAUGGCAUAGGCAUGGGCCUCAAAGCCGUCAGUACACCCAUCCUGGCCAGUGAGACUGCCGUGGGUUUCUGGCGCGGUACAUCGAUUCUUGCAUGGCAACUCUGGGUAGCCGCCGGCCUUCUGGUCGGGUUUGCUUUCAACCUCAUCUUCGACACUUCCGGCGACAAGAGGCUGGUAUUUCAGCUCAUGGUCGCCGCGCCUUUGGUACCAGCACUGGCACUCCUCUUUUUGGUUAUCUUCUUCUGUGACGAAAGUCCACGAUACUUGAUGCGGAUGUCGAGUCCCAGCUACAAUCCCCAGCGUGCCUACGAGAUUCUCAAGAAAUUGCGGAACACGGAACUUCAAGCACUUCGCGACAUUUACCUCGUCCACAAGUCCAUCGAACAGGAAGAACUCUCCAAUAAACACGCCGACCCACGACUGAUACCUAGCUUUUUCUCCACCAUGAGAGGAUUCGUGCGACAGUAUAAGCAGCUGUUUAUGCAGAGACGACUGCGGAACGCCUUGAUCAGUAGUUCUACCGUCGCCUUGGCCCAGCAAUUUUGUGGCAUAAACGUCCUGGCCUUCUACUCCGGUACUCUCUUUCAUCGUGCCGGUGCGACCGAACGCAUAUCGAUGGUGUUCAGUCUAGGCUACGGCGCGGUCAACUUCGUCUUUGGGCUACCCGCAAUCAGGACCAUUGACACCCUCGGUCGACGCAAAUGGCUCAUCCUCACGCUGCCGAUCAUGGCCCUGUUUAUGCUACUGGCAGGAGUGGGCUUUUACAUUGACGAACCGAACGCCCAGAUGGGAGUCGUGGCCCUUUUUAUCCUGCUCUUCGCGGCUGCCUACUCGCCCGGCCUGGGUCCGAUCCCCUUCACGUACGCCUCGGAGAGCUUCCCCCUUUCCCACCGAGAAGCCGGCUGCGCCUUCGCCAUCGCCGUCAACUUGGGUUUCGCGGGUCUGCUGUCGAUAUUCUUCCCCAGCAUCAACUCGAAGCUGGGCGACAGCGGUUCGCUUUACCUGUUCGCGGGACUGAACCUCUUGGCUCUCGUGCUCGUGUUCCUCCUGUUGGAGGAGACCAAGAGGCGGAGCCUCGAGGACUUGGACCUGGUGUUUGCGGUGUCGAAGCGCAGAUUCAUCCGCCACCAGGUCACCCAGUACUUACCGUGGUUCAUCAAGCGUUAUUUUCUGAGGAGGAAAGAGGUCAAGCCGAGCCUGUACAUAGAUUUGAUUUGGGGUUCCGUGAGCGAGCCGGCUCCUGGAGGAGGAGCUUUCGGCAUGGGGUUCGGGGAUGAUUCUGAUUCUGACAAAGACAGCGUUCAUGCAUGA
Messenger RNA from Colletotrichum karsti, 2031 nucleotides. RefSeq lists its product as uncharacterized. Gene Ontology annotation, cellular component: membrane. The record is from RefSeq and is a predicted model, not a curated record. Gene Ontology annotation, biological process: transmembrane transport. Lineage: Eukaryota; Fungi; Ascomycota; Sordariomycetes; Glomerellales; Glomerellaceae. Gene Ontology annotation, molecular function: myo-inositol:proton symporter activity. The transcript is spliced from 5 exons. Bases 1 to 2031 code for a protein of 676 amino acids.